Molecule: messenger RNA, 552 nt
Organism: Linum tenue
Lineage: Eukaryota; Viridiplantae; Streptophyta; Magnoliopsida; Malpighiales; Linaceae
Source: the annotation of a GenBank genome assembly
AUGGAUCUCAGGAUUAAUUUUCUCUUGGUGGGAGCUGUGUUUGCAGCUUUGUUUAGUGUAAUGAGCUGCAGUGAGCUAAGCCUACCCACAGACCAAACUGGUGAUGGAAUCAAACUCUUCAAUGUCAUGGCUUUUGGUGCCACGGGAACUGGAACCACAGAUGACUCUAACGUAGAACAUCAUUUCCUCAAUUUCUCUGUCAUGUUUUCGUCCAAUGAUUGCACCAGGCCAACUGCACUUAGAAUUUCGAACUGUGUUAAUGUUCGAUUAAGUGGGCUGAAGCACUUCAACAGUCAAAGAAAUCACAUAUCGAUCGACGGAUGUAACGAUGUGAUUGUUUCCGGGCUCCAUAUUUUCGCUCCUGAACAAAGUCCCAACACGGACGGUAUUGACAUAGCAGGCUCGACGAAUAUUCAAGUUAUGAACAGCGUCAUUCAAACUGGUGAUGAUUGUAUUGCAAUCAACACACUAUGCUCCAAUGUUAAUAUUACUGGAGUGACUUGUGGACCUGGUCAUGGCAUAAGGGAGGAGCUGGAUAUGCAAGACACAUAA